AUCCCAAUCCGGAUAGAUAACGCUCGCGACCAGCAGCAUGCGAUUGAUGAAGCAGCUGAGCUAUGUUCGAUGCCGUACCGAGCUCCGGAGCUUUUUGAUUGUCACAUUGGAACAGUAAUCAGUGAGAAAGCCGACUAUUGGUCUCUCGGUUGUUGUCUUUAUGCUCUUUGUUACUUCGUUUCACCAUUCGAUCUCGUCUACGAAAAGGGCAACAGCGUUGCACUGGCUGCCCAAAGUCCCGAAAAGAUACAGUAUCCUGAUACGGGAUUAUACGACAAGCGGUUAACUAUCGUAAUGAGGCGCCUUCUAGUUGUGGAUCCCAUCCAUCGAAUGCCUUUAGAGGAUGUCAUCAAAGAAAUGGCAUCAUUAGAGAAGGAGACGUCCCAAAAUCCUGCAAAUAACAUAGUUUGA
Messenger RNA from Cylicostephanus goldi, 411 nucleotides. The record is from the annotation of a GenBank genome assembly. NCBI's taxonomy places the organism in Eukaryota, Metazoa, Nematoda, Chromadorea, Rhabditida, Strongylidae.